Momordica charantia (bitter melon) is the source of this 1073-nucleotide messenger RNA. RefSeq names its product psbP domain-containing protein 6, chloroplastic. Lineage: Eukaryota; Viridiplantae; Streptophyta; Magnoliopsida; Cucurbitales; Cucurbitaceae. Gene Ontology annotation, biological process: photosynthesis. Gene Ontology annotation, cellular component: photosystem II oxygen evolving complex; photosystem II; extrinsic component of membrane. The record is from RefSeq and is a predicted model, not a curated record. Gene Ontology annotation, molecular function: calcium ion binding.
UAUUUCACGCGAUAAGCCGGAUAAGGAGCGGGGGGACGUGGACGGACGAUACCAUCAUCUGUGUCAGUUUUCUGCCCAUUCUUCAAAAUUCCUCUCUGAAUAUGGCAUCAGCCUCUGCAUUUACAUUCCCUCCAUCAUUUCCGAGCUCCACCUGUCGGAAACCUAAGAGGAAAGCCAUUUCUCCGGCGAUCUUCUGUCGAAGGUCUUCCCAAUUCGGCCUCCGGCGGGAAAUUUUGAAAGGGUUGUCGCUGUUUCCUCUUUCGCUCCCUCUUUUCGAAUCGAUAAUUCCACUUCCUUCUGAAUCGAAGGAGGUCGAAGUUGGCUCCUAUCUCCCGCCCUCACAGUCAGACCCUUCUUUUGUGUUCUUCAAAGCUUCCCCAUCCGACACCCCGGCUCUUCGUGCAGGAAAUGUGCAACCAUACCAAUUCAUUCUGCCCCCAACUUGGAAACAAACUCGUGUAGCAAAUAUUUUAUCUGGUAAUUACUGUCAACCGAAGUGUGCAGAGCCAUGGGUAGAGGUAAAAUUUGAAGAUGACAAACAAGGGAAAAUCCAGGUAGUGGCUUCCCCUUUGAUUCGUCUUACUAAUAAGCCUAAUGCUACAAUUGAAGACAUAGGUAGCCCUGAGAAGGUGAUCGCUUCGCUUGGCCCUUUCGUUACUGGAAAUUCAUACGACCCAGAAGAGCUCCUUGAAGCAUCAGUUGAGAAACUCGGUGAUCAGACGUACUACAAAUACACACUUGAGACUCCCUAUGCUCUGACGGGGACACACAAUCUAGCUAAGGCAACGGCAAAAGGAAGCACAGUUGUCUUGUUUGUGGCUAGUGCAAAUGAUAAACAAUGGCCGGCAUCUGAGAAAAUUCUGAGAACCAUGCUCGAUUCUUUCCAGCUGUAAUUUCUCAACACAAAUUGCAAUUGAGAUUAUAUUUGAUAGUAUAUGUUCUGGAGAAAAUUCUUCGCUUCACAGAUACUGAAGAAUGAAUAUAUAUUGAGUUUAGCAUUCCUGUUGCGGAAUAUCAUUCUUUGACAUUCUUAGUAAAACAAAAAAUCUAGAAGAUCUCAUUUAUUAUUAUUA